Molecule: messenger RNA, 963 nt
Organism: Paramecium tetraurelia
Lineage: Eukaryota; Ciliophora; Oligohymenophorea; Peniculida; Parameciidae
Exons: 3
Source: RefSeq, a predicted model, not a curated record
AUGGGUGGGUGCUUAGAUCGAGAAAGAGAUAAACGAAGAAUAUUAGAAUAACUAUCAUAUUCUUAAAGGCCUAUUCUAAAGCAAUCAAAUGAAUUUAAUUAUCAGAGGCAAAUUUAAUCAUAAUCAACAAAGAGUUAGCACGUUGAAGUUUAAUAACCAAGAUAUAGUUUGUUGAAACAUUCACAAAUUUCUAGUAAAUAGGGAAAUCAAUCAAUAAGAAGUGACAACCAAUCCUACUAACAUAUCAAUUAGAACAAUUAAUUUAUAUUAUUAUAGAGAGGAGAACUUAAAUAAUUUUUAAAAACAAACCAUAUGGGAAUAGAUCAGAUCAUAACUAACCCCUUGAAUCCAAAUUAAUUGAUAAUAUGCUUUGAAUAGAAUGACAUCACAGAUACACUAAUAAGUGAAUAGGUAAUCAGUAACAGUAAUUUUCACAAAUUGUAUAUGGAUAUUAAAGAUUUUAUUGGAUAGCCUGAUAAAAAAAUUGUUGGGAUUAUUCUUGAGAACAGAAACUAAAUUUUAAUUUUAUAUAAGAAAUUGAAUCCAAGACAAGCGAUGAAUAACACUAUUGAGAUUCAGUGUACUUAUUUUCUCUAAAUUUUAGUGGUUGAUAGUGUGAAUUAAGACUAAUUAGAAGAAAUAAUUAAUGAGAGAAUGUAGGAUAAUCUUAUCUGCUGUACUAUUUUAUAAUUUCCUGAUUGUGCGUUGUUAUUUUUUUAAACGUGUAGAAGAUAAAUUCAAGCUCUAAAUGUUAUAUCUUUAGAAAUGCAGUAACUAAAUUCAAUAAACCUCUCUUAAGAAAUUGCAGGAAAAGUUGAAAUAUUGUAAAGCAAUGAUGAAUUUGAUUUCAUUAGUCUGUUGCCUGAUGUUAAAAAUAAAUCUCUCUAUAUUUUAAUGUCGAUUAAAUAAAUUUGAUUUUUUAUAGACUAGAAGCAAUUAUAAAUUAACUACAAUAUUUUAUAA